Scedosporium apiospermum is the source of this 831-nucleotide messenger RNA. RefSeq names its product Mitotic spindle checkpoint protein. Gene Ontology annotation, cellular component: zeta DNA polymerase complex. The record is from RefSeq and is a predicted model, not a curated record. The transcript is spliced from 2 exons. The coding region runs from base 1 to 831 and encodes 276 amino acids. NCBI's taxonomy places the organism in Eukaryota, Fungi, Ascomycota, Sordariomycetes, Microascales, Microascaceae.
AUGCCCCCAACAUCCAUCCCCCUCUCCCAAGCCAAGACCCUCCUCGCCCGCUUCACAACCUUCCUCACAGCCGCCAUCCACACAAUCCUCUACCACCGCCGCAUCUACCCCCCGGAAACCUUCCUCACAACCCGCUCCCACAAUCUCCCCAUCCACCAGUCCCGCCACCCCGCCCUCUGUGCCUGGAUCAACGACGCCGUGGCCGCCGUAGUAGCGCAGAUCCGCUCCGCCUCCGUCCGCCGCGUCGCCCUCGUCAUACACGCCCCUCCCGACUCAAACGCCUCUAGCGUAACCGUCGUGGAGAGAUGGGUCUUUGACAUUGAAGGGUGGCCGGCGUUUCCUGAAAGCAUACCUGCCGAUUUCAAGGGCAAAGGGAGAGAGAGGAGCGGUGGUGGUGGGAAUGAGGACGAGGAGGAGAACGGCGGUGAGGUCGGCGGUGCUGCUGCUGAGGGCCCGGGUGUUAAUUGGGUGGAUGUUCAGGAACAGCUGAGGGCUGCGCUGAGGAGGAUAUCGUAUGCUGGGGAGAAGCUGGGUGGGUUGCCCGCGGGAUGUACGUUUACAGUUGCUGUUGAGCUGAACGAUGAAGCGCCUGCGCCGAUAGGGCAUCCCCAAGCUUGGAUCCCCUCGGAACCAAACCUCCAACCACCGUCGGCAUCCAGGGAGCAAGCGGGCAAAGACGUCGGCGGAAGAGCCACUCCCAUUCGCUCCGUCGAGGCAGGCCCACUCUUCUUUGAAUGCUGGGUCGAGGAGGGCGAUUCUGGGAUCCUAGAGAGCUUGAGAACACAAUCCUCCCAGCAGACGGAAGAUAGCCAAUCUAUGCCCCUCGCGUGA